GUGUGGCAGAACACGUACCAGGAACAAGCGGCAAGCAUGCUCUGUCACGAGGCAGCAUGUCAUGGCCAAAGUUGCUCGACUGCACGCAAGCGUGCAGGACAAAGUUGAGGAGGCCGCCAAGUCCGCAUCGUGCUCCGUUGGAGCAGGUCCCACAUCCAUGGAAGGCAGCGUGGGAAACGCCUCCAAAAGCACGCAGGCUGCAGGAACUUUGGAUGCAUCCGACGUUGCCUUGAAUGCAGAAACAGAGGAUCCAGCUGAAGAGAAAGCUUUGGACUGGUGCCCAGCAGGACCGUCUUCGUGCAACCGUGUCAGUUGGCCCAAUGCUGUGACGAGCAGUCUGAUACGCAUUUGGGAAGAUUACUACCCAAAACUGAACUCCAACACGGAGAACACGUCCCUUUACGAGGAAAUGGCUGCAAAGCUCAAUGCUGGUCUUUCACCUGGGGAAGCGCUCUAUACAGCUAACCAAGUGCUAGUCAAGAUAAACAGACUGAAGAAACGUUAUUGGAAGGAGAAGCGUACGGGCUGUGCCAGGGGGGGGUCCAGUGGCCGAGAGUGGUCCAUCCGGCUUCACAGUUUUCUGGGAUCACUUCCAGCCAGCGAUGACGAUCAGCUCGUGGAUCAGAACGUGGAGGUUGAAGUGGUGGCCGAAGAACCCGAGGAAGUUGAGACACCUCCAUUGCUUCACCAAGGCGCAGACAAAACGGAGUGUUUGGGUAGCAGGGAGAGCGAGUCGGACAUGGCCGACUUUUUGAGCUCGACUAGUGACUCGGAGGAGUCGUCAGAUGUGACGAGCAGCGAAAGCAACGGCAGCAACAAGUUAUGUGUCGGCAAUGCUGCCGCGAAGCGACGCAUCCGCAGAGGAGUCUCCAACUCUUUCCUGUGGCAACUUGUGGCGAUUCAGAAGGAGUCUGCAAGGCGGGCAGCUGAAGACGACCGAAAGCACCUGGAGAUGAGAAACAAGGUGCUCAAACUCCAGGAGGAGUCCACUCGCAUGAACACAAAGAUGAUGGAAAUGGUAACCAAUUACUUUACUUCCAGAAGUAAUAAAGAAUAGCAUUUGUGGUCUUGGCA
This is a messenger RNA of Dermacentor silvarum, 1074 nucleotides long. RefSeq lists its product as uncharacterized. Bases 62 to 1057 code for a protein of 331 amino acids. The record is from RefSeq and is a predicted model, not a curated record. The transcript has 4 exons. NCBI's taxonomy places the organism in Eukaryota, Metazoa, Arthropoda, Arachnida, Ixodida, Ixodidae.